Molecule: messenger RNA, 1053 nt
Organism: Scomber japonicus (chub mackerel)
Lineage: Eukaryota; Metazoa; Chordata; Actinopteri; Scombriformes; Scombridae
Gene: dkk3b
Product: dickkopf WNT signaling pathway inhibitor 3b
Exons: 7
Coding region: 1-816 (271 amino acids)
Biological process (GO): multicellular organism development; negative regulation of canonical Wnt signaling pathway
Cellular component (GO): extracellular region
Molecular function (GO): co-receptor binding; receptor antagonist activity
Source: RefSeq, a predicted model, not a curated record
AUGUCCGGUAUCAUGCUGCUGUCGGUUUCUUUCAGCUUGUGCUUGCUGUGGGCAACCGGCGGCUUGGCGCGGAGCGGGACGCUGAUCCUGCGGGACGCCCUGGAGCAUGGUCCGGCCAGCCUGAACGACAUGUUCCGAGAGGUGGAGGAGUUGAUGGAGGAUACCCAGCACAUACUGGAGGAGGCGGUGGACCAGAUAACUACUGAGAGUGCAAAAUCAUCUUUAAUGCCGCUGGAUGUGCUUCUUAACUACCACAAUGAGACAAAGAAGACUUUAAAGGACGGAGACAGAAGCAUUAGAAUCCUAGAUAGAACUGACAAGGAAACUAACAAUAAAACAGGAGAGACUGAAAUGUCACACAUCCAUGUGGAGAUCACUGGCCAGUGGAACAGUGUGGAUCACGAGUGCAUGGUAGAUGAAGACUGUGGUGACCUGAAAUACUGCCUGUAUGGGAUUGAGAACUCCAAGUGCCUGCCCUGCAUACCAACAGAUAUGCCCUGCACUACGGAUGAGGAGUGUUGUUCAGAUCAGAUGUGUGUAUGGGGCCAAUGCACUGUCAAUGCCACCAAAGGUACAGAGGGAACUAUCUGUCAGGGUCAGAGUGACUGCAGACUGGACCUUUGCUGUGCCUUCCAACGAGAGCUGUUAUUUCCAGUGUGUAACCCCAAACCGGGGAAGGGUGAGUCCUGUCUGAACCACCCCAACCUACUGAUGGACAUGCUGGCCUGGGACCUGGAGGGUCCCCGUGACCACUGCCCCUGUGCCGACGAGCUCCAGUGCCGACCUCACGGACGUGGAUCUGUUUGUGGGGAGUAGUGUUGGACAUGAAGAGAGCAUGAGGGGGUUAUGCUAAACCAAUUACUCUGUCCAGAAGCUUUACGAGCGUCCUUACUGAUCAUUCAACGAGGAACAUCCACCUGCUGAUCGGCAGUUCAUAAAACAAUAGGAUGUUGCUUCAGGACAGGACUUGCACUGUGUAAUUUAUGCCUUACUACCAAUGUGUAUCACAUAUAUCAUAAAGGAAAUAAAAGACUUGUUUUUAGUUUUGACUGA